AUGAAUCAUCCUCCGCAACACGGCCAGGGUCGUGGUCAGCAAGGCCUGGGGCCGACUUGGUAUCCAGGGGGGCAGGAUGACUUUUACAUGCCAGAGGUCAUCUCCCCCUCCCCUCAAAGGGUCAUGCCCGAGGUCCCCGAGAACAUGCAAGACAACAUCGCGCAGAUGGAACACCACUCCUAUGACCCCCGCCGCGCUCAGCCGCAGUCGCCCGCGCAAUACGCUCCCCGGUCCCAGUUUCCGGAGCGCUCCUCUUCUGCGGUUCAAAGCCAGCCUCAGCAAGCCCAGGCUCACGAUCACGGUGCCUACGCGCAGUCCGCGACUUACGAUAGCAUGGACCACCCUAAUUUCUCCCCGUUCCCCCGCGAAGCGAAUCUUGAACGCGCCCGCAUGGCCGUUCUGUCCACCACCGACCCGGAGAUGCAAUUGGCAUGGGCGCAGGAUGCGCUCGCCUUUGUCGAGGUCGCCGCCCAAAACGAGGCUCGUCUGUCGACCACUCAACCCCCACGGCCUCACACCCCCCAGGUCGAGCGUCAGCUGCGCACGGAUGCGAUGAACAUUGUCAACUUUCUGGCGGGCCAGCAGCACCCCAAGGCCGAGUUUAUCAAGGGUAUGUGGCUGGAGUUUGGCAAGUUUGGCUACCGCAUCGACCGAAAGGAAGCGUUCCGCUCUUACACGCGGGCGGCCGAGAAGGGAUAUGCGCGCGCCGAGUAUCGCAUUGGUAUGCAGUUUGAGAGCUCCGGAGAGCCAGAGAAGGCUAUUCGACACUAUGAGCGCGGUGUUUCAAUGUCGGAUUCUGCCUCGUACUACCGCCUGGGAAUGAUGAUUCUUCUCGGACAGCAUGGCCAGCGUCAGGACUAUCGGAGAGGUUUGGAGUAUAUUAGAUUGGCCGCGCAAUCAUGCGACCAGAACGCGCCGCAGGGUGCCUAUGUCUACGGUAUGCUGUUGGCUGGCGAGCUCCCUCAAGUCAGCGUUCCCGAGCCUUACCUCACUCCCGAUCUCAAUAUUGCCCGUGUCAACAUCGAAAAAGCUGCAUACCAUGGAUUCGCCAAGGCCCAGGUUAAAAUGGGUGCUGCAUACGAGCUUUGUCAGUUGCAAUGUGAUUUCAACCCCGCGCUGUCCUUGCAUUACAAUGCGCUCGCCGCCCGCCAGGGCGAACCGGAAGCCGAGAUGGCCAUUAGCAAAUGGUUCCUCUGUGGACACGAAGGUGUCUUUGAGAAGAACGACGAGCUCGCAUUCACCUAUGCCCAACGUGCAGCACAAAGUGGCCUCCCCACUGCCGAAUUCGCCUUGGGCUACUUUUAUGAGGUCGGCAUCUUUGUUCCAGUUGAUAUUAGGGAAGCUCGGAGCUGGUAUGCCAAAUCCGCUGCCAGCGGCAACAAAGAUGCGUCUUCGCGCAUUGAUAGCAUCUCGCGAUCAAAGACUUUGUCCAGGAAGGAUCACGAAAAGGUUGCCAUUUCCCGUAUAAAAUCGACCCGUUAUGCCCACCAGCGUGGUAAUUCGUUGGAAGCAACUCCUGAGAACAUCGAGAUGCCCGACCCUUCACGCAUGAGCCUCAACGACCAACCCCCCUCCGCCGCUCCCUACCCUGAUCGGACUGGGUCUGCUCGUCCUCGUCCUCCCGAAUGGUCCUCCCCCGGUCCUGGAUAUGGCGGAGGUCGCAAUCCGUCCUACGGCGCUGGUGGCCCCGGUGGUCCUCCUGGCCCAAUGAAUUACCGCCAGCACAGCCCUGGUGGUCUCAGUGGUCCAACCAGCCCUCAGUCCGCGGGCAUGAUCAGCCCCAGCGGCACGCCCCGAGUGGACAUUGGGUACUCCGCACCAGUUCCACCUCCAGGUGCGGACCGUCGUCGUCCUGCACGUCUUGACUCUGCACCGCCAGACCGCAAGCCUGUGCGAACACCUGUCUCCGGUCAUGCCCCUGCUCCUGGACCUCUACCAUCCCCUCGUAACCCUACAUCACCUAGGCCGAUGGGCUCCCCCCAAUCUGCCAACUUCCCUCCACGCAACGAGUCACGCCAGCCCUCCAGAAGCUCGGCCUCGUCAACGCCGCAGCCGCCAGCAGGCCCUGCACAACAGCAGCAACCGGCUAAGCCUGCUGCUCCACCGCCAUCUAAGGGUCCUAAGACGUUUGAGGAAAUGGGUGUCCCCAGUGCGAAGAACGACAGCGAUUGCUUUGUAGUGUGUAGAGGAUUCAAUUUUGGUGUGGUGUGUGAUCUCUCUCUUCUCAUCUUCAACUUCCACCUGAACUUUCACCUCGAAUUCGAGUCCACUCCAGGCUUUCCCCAAACCGUCACCGCCAUGGCACCUCGCAAGGAAAAGGGCGACAAAGGUGCCAGGACAGAUGAUGCCACUCUGGUUCUGGAUUAUCUACGUGAACAAAAUCGUCCCUACUCGGCGAUCGAUAUCUCUGCAAAUCUACACAACAAGGUCACCAAAACCCAAGCCGCAAAGGUACUAAAGGAAUUGCACCAGAAUGGCGAGAUCGAAGGUCGAACUGCAGGAAAACAGAUAGUCUAUCAUGCCCUCCAGAAAGCAUCAGACAGUGCGAGUCCCGAAGUCCUUGUUGCUCUCAGUCAGCAGAUCACGACACUUCAAGAUGAACUCUCGACCAUCAAGGCAAACGAGAAAAAGGCCCGAGCUGCCUUGUCCGCCCUUGAAGCUAAACCGCGACUGUCCACUCUGCGAGAGGAUAUCCGCCAGCUACAGGAGGAACGAGACGCCGCCCAAGCACGUAUAGGCAAACUCUAUGGCGACGAUCAACCUCAGAUCUCCCCCGAGGCGCGUGCUCAGCUGGAGCGCGACUGGAAGCAAUGGCAACGACAGGCCACCGUCCGCCGUGGCAUCUGUCGCGAGUUAUGGGGGCGAUGCUCUGAAGUUUUGCCGGAGGAUACGACUGCGCCGGAGUUAUGGGUAAGCCACACACUACUACUCAUCGCCACUGGCACUUGA
Molecule: messenger RNA, 2949 nt
Organism: Penicillium cataractarum
Lineage: Eukaryota; Fungi; Ascomycota; Eurotiomycetes; Eurotiales; Aspergillaceae
Exons: 13
Coding region: 1-2949 (982 amino acids)
Molecular function (GO): protein binding
Source: RefSeq, a predicted model, not a curated record